AUGCGAAACCAAAGCUUUGUAACUGAGUUCGUCCUCCUGGGGCUUUCGCAGAAUCCCAGUGUUCAGAAAAUAGUAUUUGUUGUAUUCUUGUUCAGCUACAUUGCAACUGUCGGGGGCAACUUGCUAAUUGUGGUGACCGUCAGCAGCAGCCCAGCACUCCUGGGCUCCCCCAUGUACUUCUUCUUGGCUUUCCUGUCCUUCCUCGAUGCUUGCUUCUCCACUGUCAUUGCCCCAAAGAUGAUUGUGGACUCCCUCUAUGAGAGGAAAACCAUCUCCUUUCGAGGUUGCAUGACCCAGCUGUUUGCUGAACACUUCUUUGCUGGGGUGGAAGUGAUUGUCCUCACAGCCAUGGCCUACGACCGCUAUGUGGCCAUCUGCAAGCCCCUACGCUACACAACCAUUAUGAACUGGAGGCUCUGUACUAUUCUGAUGGGUGUAGCCUGGACAGGGGGUUUUCUGCAUUCCAUGAUACAAAUUCUCUUUACUUUCCAGCUUCCCUUCUGCGGCCCCAAUGUCAUUGAUCACUUCAUGUGUGAUUUGUACCCAUUAUUGGAGCUUGCCUGCACUGAUGACACUCACAUCUUUGGCCUUUUGGUGGUCGCCAAUAGUGGGUCUAUCUGCAUUAUAAUCUUCUCUCUGUUACUCGUCUCCUAUGUUGUCAUCUUGCUCUCUCUGAGAACCCACAGUCCUGAAAGGCAGCGGAAAGCCCUCUCCACGUGCGGAUCUCACAUUGCUAUUGUGGUCUUGUUCUUUGUCCCUUGCAUAUUUGUGUAUGCACGACCUCCAUCUGCUUUCUCUUUUGACAAAAUGGUGGCUAUAUUUUACACCAUCCUAACUCCCUUGUUCAAUCCUUUGAUUUACACUUUCAGGAACAAGGAAAUGAAAAAUGCCAUAAAGAAAAUGUGGAACAGAAUAAUGGUGGUUUGUAGUGACAAAUAA
Molecule: messenger RNA, 939 nt
Organism: Neofelis nebulosa (Clouded leopard)
Lineage: Eukaryota; Metazoa; Chordata; Mammalia; Carnivora; Felidae
Product: olfactory receptor 4C15
Exons: 1
Coding region: 1-939 (312 amino acids)
Biological process (GO): G protein-coupled receptor signaling pathway
Cellular component (GO): membrane
Molecular function (GO): olfactory receptor activity; G protein-coupled receptor activity
Source: RefSeq, a predicted model, not a curated record